This is a messenger RNA of Scutellospora calospora, 584 nucleotides long. NCBI's taxonomy places the organism in Eukaryota, Fungi, Glomeromycota, Glomeromycetes, Diversisporales, Gigasporaceae. The record is from the annotation of a GenBank genome assembly.
AAUGGAUACGUGAAAUUCCUUUCGAAACAAUAUUUAAUUCCAUUCGUUGGUGGUUAGAUAACCCUAUGCCGCAAAAGAAAAAGAAAAAAUUAAUUCAGAAAGUUUACAAUACGACCAAUGAUUAUGAGAAAAUAAACAAAGUUCAAGAUGUUUACUUAAUUUUAGUUCCGUUCAUUUUCGAAUCAAGCAAAGGUUUGUAUACUCUUGAUCUCACAUUUCAACCUGGACAAUCACGUCUACUCAACUUGUUAGAACAAAUAGAAAUAUCCAACGAGUCAUUGAAAUCAAUCACUGAUUUAUACUGCCACAGUAUUAUUCCAAGAAAUUUUUAUGGUGCUCUUAAAAAAGUAACUCGUAAAUUAAAACGACUACAUCUAAAUCAUCCACAACAAGAAGAUGAUGUUAAAGAUUUAGCUGAACUUAUUCGUCACCAAAAAGGAAUUAAAUAUAUAAGGCUUAAUAAUUCUAGAACAAAAAUAUCAAUGUUACUUCAGAGUUUCAGCAGCCAAGCCGCAACCCUAACGACAAUUCGGCUUCAUGCAAUUCUUCUUAUGAACAAGGGACUGGAUGCAUUAGGAACAUUA